Quercus lobata is the source of this 1809-nucleotide messenger RNA. Its product is annotated as probable glycosyltransferase At5g20260. Gene Ontology annotation, molecular function: glycosyltransferase activity. The coding region runs from base 291 to 1709 and encodes 472 amino acids. NCBI's taxonomy places the organism in Eukaryota, Viridiplantae, Streptophyta, Magnoliopsida, Fagales, Fagaceae. The record is from RefSeq and is a predicted model, not a curated record. The transcript has 4 exons.
AAUUUAAAAAAUAAAUAAAAAUAUUUUCUUUUGAUUGAGAAAACAAGGAUUAACGCUAACACACACACAAUAAUCUCAAACGUUUCUCUGCUAAUAAAUCAAAGAUCACAUUAAUCUUCUUUUAUAGCAUAGCAGAAGUUGGCAAAGAUUGGUUAAAUAACUUCAUUAGUAUUUCCCAUCCAUCUAUCCAUAUCUCUCUCUCUCUCUCUCUCUCUCUCUCUCUCUCUCAAACCCUAGAAGAAGAAGAAGAAGAAAGAGUGAGAGACAUAAGAGACUAUAGAUUAAAAGUCAUGGCAACCCUCCGAGUUCACUCAUCCAUAUUUUUUCUGUUUCCAACCGUUCUCCUCCUUCUCCUCCUCCACUUCUGUACCUUAAACCAAACCCAUCUCUCAUUCAUUUUCUCUUCCAUAACAUCUUUUGACCAUAUGCAAACGAAUUAUACAACCCCACAAAUCUCACCCGCACCUGCACCUGCACCUGCACCUGCUCCAGCCAUGGCAGAAGCUCCUCUUAAUCCUUUACAUAUCAGAAACAAGAGUGGUAAGAAAAGAAUUGAAGACGACUUGGCUAGAGCAAGAGCGGCUAUUCGCAAAGCAAUUCGUACGAGGAAAUGGAAUUAUACAUCUGAUGAUGAUGAUGGAAGUUUCAUCCCAAGAGGUUCCAUUUACAGAAAUGCCUAUGCGUUUCAUCAGAGUCAUAAAGAAAUGGUGAAGAGAUUCAAAGUGUGGGCUUACAAGGAAGGAGAGCAACCCUUGGUCCAUGAUGGACCCACUAAGAACAUCUACUCUAUUGAAGGUCACUUCAUUGAUGAAAUGGAAAGUGGGAAGAGCACAUUCAUGGCCCGCCAUCCUGAUGAGGCCCAUGUAUUCUUCCUACCCAUAAGUGUUACAUACAUUGUUGAGUACAUCUACAUGCCUGUCACUGACUACGCUCGUGAUCGACUAGUCCGGAUCGUCACUGAUUACAUCUAUACCGUAGCGGAUAGAUACCCAUAUUGGAAUAGAAGCAGUGGAGCGGACCACUUUUUCGUCUCUUGUCAUGAUUGGGGACCAGAAGUAUCAAAAGAUGAUCCUAAACUUUUCAAGAAUUUCAUGAGAGUACUAUGCAAUGCCAACACCUCAGAAGGAUUCCAACCAGGAAGGGAUGUCUCAUUACCAGAAUAUAACUUGGAACCCAUUAAGCUCAGCCCACCUCGCAACCUUGGCCUAGCCCCUAAUAAGCGUUCUAUCCUCGCAUUCUUUGCAGGAGGGGCCCAUGGAAACAUAAGGAAUGCUUUAUUGGAGUAUUGGAAGGACAAAGACGAUGAAGUUCGAGUCCAUGAGUACCUUCCCAAGAACCAAAACUAUAGUAAACUUAUGGGACAAAGCAAGUUUUGCUUGUGCCCAAGUGGGUUCGAAGUGGCAAGCCCAAGAUUGGUUGAGGCAAUUUUUGCAGAGUGUGUUCCAGUGAUUAUUUCUGAUUAUUAUGUGUUACCCUUUAGUGAUGUUCUUAAUUGGAGCAAGUUUUCGCUGCAUAUUCCAUCAAAGAGAAUACCAGAGAUUAAGACAAUUUUGAAAGGCAUUUCAAACAGCAAGUACUUGAAAAUGCAGAAGAGGGUGACAAAAGUGCAAAGGCAUUUUGAGCUGAAUCGACCGGCCAAGCCAUUUGAUGUUUUUCAUAUGUUGCUUCACUCAGUAUGGCUUAGAAGACUUAACAUUAGGCUGCAAUAAUUUCCUUAAUCAACUUUGUGCAUAGAUUUCUAAUCAUCAUUUGUAUGUUUUAACUGUUUAUGUUAAAUAAAAUAUAAGAAUGCAUGAUUAUUAUUUUUUA